GGUUAAGCCAAUCAAUGCAAUAAUCGCAGAGCGUUUCUUCAGGACUAGUCGUCUAUUACUGAAAUUAACGGCAAUUUGGAUAAUGUAGCAAAAAUUAGCCUCAACUUGACAAACCUUUCUUUAUUUGUACCCGGCUCAGGUAUAUCGGUCGAUACUAGGACGAUUAGGCGGACAUUUUCAAAGUUCUUCAUCUGUGUGUUGCAACUAGGGGACUUAUCACGACCAUGGCUAAAGUUGAGAUUACAGACGAGUUAAGGGACGAGUAUCGGUCGGCGUUCGACAUGUUUGAUAAGGACGGGGAUGGGACAAUCACGACCAAGGAGCUGGGCACCGUAAUGAGGUCACUAGGACAGGACCCUAGCGAACAGGAACUCGUUGACAUGAUUAACGAGGUCGACAUGGACGGCAACAAGACCAUUGACUUUGACGAGUUCUGUUUGAUGAUGAAGAAGCGGUCGUCAGAACAAAAUGCUGACGAUGAUCUCAGGGACGCCUUUAACGUAUUUGACAACGACGGUAACGGCUACAUUUCGAUGUCGGAGCUGCGCCAGGUGAUGAUAAACCUCGGGGAGGAAAUGACUGACGAGGAGGUGCUCGAGAUGCUCAAGGAGGCCGACAUCGACGGCGACGGGCAGAUCAGUUAUGAUGAGUUUGUGCGGAUGAUGACGAAUAAAGACUGACCAUAUACCUGCUACAAUGCCUUCUAGUGAUACAGUACAUGAACACUGAACAUUUCAAGUGUUCCUUACAUUUCACAAGUGCCAUUGCCAGACAUUCCCUGGGGUGCGGCUGUAGUUUUAUUGACACUUGAACAUGAACAUGUUCAUCAUCAUUUUCUGCAAUAAGGAUCUCGUAUUUAAAGUUUUUAAAUUGACUGUAUGACCAAUAAGUGUGUAUCUGUGCUUGAAGGUUAUGUUUUUCUUGUGAUAUGUCAAGUGCCGUGAAAUUAUAUACACGUACAUUGUUAAUUGAGGUAUUAGCCAUGCAAAGGAUUCUUUUAGUUUUUAGGUCGAUUUAUAUUUAAUAUACGUGAUCUGACCAAAUCAACCGAUUUGCUCUUUAACAUUUUUUUAAAUGUGUAUAUUAUUGAAACAAAAUAAAUAUACAUGUACGUA
Mya arenaria is the source of this 1115-nucleotide messenger RNA. Its product is annotated as calmodulin-beta-like. NCBI's taxonomy places the organism in Eukaryota, Metazoa, Mollusca, Bivalvia, Myida, Myidae. The coding region runs from base 225 to 680 and encodes 151 amino acids. Gene Ontology annotation, molecular function: calcium ion binding; enzyme regulator activity. The record is from RefSeq and is a predicted model, not a curated record. The transcript is spliced from 6 exons.